AUGUCGAUGGAACAAGCAAUUUGUGAAGGCGCAUCAUACGGCAUAGCAUAUGAUGAUAGUGAUCAGUAUAAUUCUUGCGACGUCAAUGUUCCAUCGCUUAGUGAAGAUGACACACAUGUGGACAGGGGGAAAGAAUCUCGAAGCGUUAUUGAAGUACUGGAUGAUGCAAUGGCAGUGAUUCAUGAGUUACCCGAUCACACUGGAAUUCCAUUAGAUGAAAUCCCGUACGUAGGAUUGAGAUUUGUUUCCUUGCAGCAAGCACAAGAGUUCUACACUAAUUAUGCAAAGAAAGUUGGCUUCGUGACCAGGAUUAGGAAUACCAACUUUGACAAGACCAGGAAUGAUUCAAAGAUACCUGUUAACCAAUCGUUACACUGUAGUCGUGAAGGUUAUCGGGAGUCUCGAGUGAAGGCAGCAACUCGGGUGAAGAGAAUAACAACAGCCGGUUGCAAAGCAAGGAUGUACGUCAUGCUUGAUAGGCAGAAGGAUAAUUGGAUGGUCUCCAAACUAGAACUGAAGCACACCCACCCGUGUUCUGCCAAACAAGCUGUGCACUACACUAAGUACAGGGAACUGACCAUGCAUGCCAAGUGUGUGAUUCAGAACAACGAUGAGGCUGGCAUACGGCCCAAUAAGACUUAUCUUGCACUGGCAAACGAAGUUGGUGGCUCGUCGAAUUUGGGUUACUCAGAAAAGGAUGUGAGGAACUUCAUUACAAGCAAUUUGCGCUGUGCUGACGGAAACGCAGAUGUCAAGAAAAUGAUUAGCUAUUUUAUGCGAAUGAAAGAUAUCAACCCAAAUUUUUUUUAUGCAGUUGAUGUAGACGAAGCUAACCAUUUUAAAAGUGCGCUCUGGGUAGAUGCAAGAUGCAGGGCUUCCUAUGAAUAUUAUGGUGAUGUGGUAUCAUUUGAUACAACGUACAGUAGAAACAAGCACGGACUUCCAUUUGCAUCUUUUGUUGGCGUUAACCAUCAUGGCAAGUCCACUCUGCUCGGAUGUGCGUUGAUGGGGAAUGAGGAAAUUCGUUGCUUUGAGUGGGUCUUUAAGCAAUGGUUAAGAUGCAUGGGAUCUCCCCCACAAGCCAUAAUUACGGACCAGUGCAAAUCCAUGUUUGGUGCUAUCAAGAAUGUCCUUCCAGAUACUCGCCACCGAUGGUGCAUAUGGCACAUAAUGAAGAAGAUACCGCAUAAGCUCGGAGGAUAUGCUCGAUAUAAAGAAAUAGAUGAUAGAAUGCAUGGCACUAUUUGGAAUGCCAGGUCUGUGGAAUCUUUUGAAAAGGAUUGGGCUGCAUUCAUUGUUGAGUUUAACUUGGAGCAAAAUAGAUGGCUAUCAGACCUUUAUGACGAACGUCGAAUGUGGGUUCCAAUUUAUUUUCAAGGUGAAUUUUGGGCAGGUAUGAGAAGUACUCAACGGAGUGAGAGCAUGCACGCUUUUUACGGUGGUCACUUGCAUUGCAAGAGUGGACUGGUUCAGUUCGUGCAUGAGUAUGACAACGUGCUUGGGAACAAGGAGCAAAAGGAACUGGAAGAUGAUGCUGCAGACUCUAAAGGAGUUGUUCCUUGUUCAUCGAGUACUACAAUUGAAAGACAAUUUCAGCGUGAAUACACAACCUCUAAGUUUAGGGAAGUACAACAGGAAUUCAGGAAAAAAGGGGAUUGUUUAGUAAAAGGUGCGAUUCAGGACGGUGAUUUAUUUCGUGUAAUCGUGAAAGAGCAAUACAUGUUAUAUGGGGAACCCAGGUCCUGGAAUAAUAUUGUCGAGUUUGACCCAUCGACACACAAGAUUCGGUGCGAGUGCAACAUGUUUGCAUCGAGAGGUAUUAUUUGUUGUCACUAUCUUGCUGUUUACUUUUAUUACGGAGUAGACAGAGUACCAUGUUGCUAUGUUCUCCCUCGAUGGAGCAAGAAUGUACAGCGGAAACACACUUUCAUUAAGAGUAGCCAUGACGAGAAGCGAUCAGAUGAAAGCCACAACUUAUUUAGAAGACUGUGUACGCACUUCUUUAAUGUGGCACAGGAAUUCGUGACAUGCGAAGAAGAGGCGGCCAUGUUACAUUCGGGUCUUGAUGAGUUAAGGGCGAAGUUGGUUGAUUAUCGUGCGAACUUGGGGUCCAGAAGUGUUCCUAAUACAGAUAACAACAUGGUGACACAGUCUGACCCAGCUUGUGUUGCAAUAGAGAUUUUAGGUCCCUCUAAGGUUGCAACAAAGGGUCGACCGAGACUGAAGAGGCUUGGAUCUGAACUGGACACAUCCAUUAAGAGAUCUAUGCGAAGAAAGAAGAAUAAUCCACAUCAGGAAAAUAAUCAAGCAAUCAAUCCAAACAUAGUGGCGGUUCCUGCUCUAAGCACGAAUGAAUCAAAUGGAAAUGGCGGGUUCUUGUCUUUGUUACACUCAUUCCGACAUAGUUAGAUUACUUUUGAUUAUGGAUUUGUAUCGACACUUGCUGUCUUUAGUAAUAA
Arachis stenosperma is the source of this 2459-nucleotide messenger RNA. RefSeq names its product protein FAR1-RELATED SEQUENCE 6-like. Gene Ontology annotation, molecular function: zinc ion binding. The coding region runs from base 1 to 2409 and encodes 802 amino acids. The record is from RefSeq and is a predicted model, not a curated record. Gene Ontology annotation, biological process: regulation of DNA-templated transcription. The transcript has 6 exons. NCBI's taxonomy places the organism in Eukaryota, Viridiplantae, Streptophyta, Magnoliopsida, Fabales, Fabaceae.